AUGUCCUCCUUUGGCAGCGAUUAUCAUCCUUCUGUUGAUACGAAUUCGAGUGCAAUUCAGCGUGGCCUUCGCCCAAUCUUCUUUGUUUUCGCGUUUCAAGGAUUACUAUUAGUUGUCACAAAUGGUACUCUAUCGUACGUAAUCGCAAAACACUCCAUACUACGACGUCGAUACACGGUUCAGUUGGCAGAGAUCACGAUCAAUGCUAUAAUGGGAGUGGGUCUUUCGACUGCUGGAAUAGGACGCAUUAUAAUCACGUUUGUCGAACCGGUUGAUAAUUACUCGAAGUCUCGACGUUACUGCAUGUUAAUGCCGUGGAAUAUAUUGGCUGCUUGGUGCGUACUUCGUAAUGUUCAUGUUCUUAAUUUGCACAUCACCUAA
Anisakis simplex (herring worm) is the source of this 381-nucleotide messenger RNA. The record is from the annotation of a GenBank genome assembly. Lineage: Eukaryota; Metazoa; Nematoda; Chromadorea; Rhabditida; Anisakidae.